GUUUAUACAUGUUAAAGUGCGUGAAAGGACUCCAGUGGACUGCUGGGAAACACACUGAAGGAAAUGGCAGGAAGCACCUGAAACCUGUUGCCCUGAGCAGCACUAACGCGAAAGGUGAUUUUUAUUAUUAUUAUUAAUAUUAUUCACCUAUAUUAUACUCUUAAAAAAGGAUUUCAUUUUCGGACGUCAGAUUUAUUUUCCCUUUAUUCUUCUUGCUUUUUCGGCGUCUUUUUUGUUGUGAAUCCGCCGGAUUGCAUUCAUCGGAUGCAUUCACCUGCCAUGUGGAAUUUAAAGGAGAUAAGAAAGGAAACCGACGCUUAAAAUGUUACUUUCUUACAAAGUAUCUGCGGGAAAUGAACUUUCGACCUUAACACGGUUUACUCGGUGAAUGAUUGACCAUUCAGUCCACGGUUGCGCGUGCUUUUCCACGCCCGUGUUUCAGUGUCCGUGUGAGAAUCAUGGUCUGGUUGAAAUGCACUCACACAGUUGGAAGAAAGAGUGCUCGGGAUCUGGAAUGAAACUUCACUGUGAUUUACAACCUUGUGGACUGUGGACAUGCUGCUGGAGCAAUUAAGGUUUCCUUUUGGGAUUUCUUCUUUCCGAAACGCAGCAAUAAAUUAAAAAAGGAAGGAAGGGGGGAAAAACCUGAGCUGAGAAAAUACUCAAGAAUUGAAAUUCAUAGUUUUCCAGUAUGAGAGAACCUGCAGAUAAGCAUCAUUUCACCAUGGAGACCUCUGGGAUGCACCUAGUCGGAUUUUGGCUUCACGUUCUGCUGCUGUUGCAACAGUCUCGGCUCGGCAAUGCUGCCUCUAAGGAUAUAGUGUGUGAGCCCAUCACCGUACCGAUGUGCAAAGGGAUCGGAUACAAUCACACCUACAUGCCCAACCAGUUCAAUCAUGACACCCAGGAUGAAGUCGGCUUGGAAGUGCACCAGUUUUGGCCGCUUGUCCGGAUCCGUUGCUCCCCGGACUUGCUUUUCUUUCUGUGCAGUAUGUACACCCCCAUCUGUCUUCAGGACUACAAAAAACCCCUGCCGCCUUGCAGGUCUGUGUGCGAGAGAGCUAAACGGGGUUGCUCCCCUCUCAUGAUCCAGUAUGGGUUUGAGUGGCCAGAGCGGAUGAGCUGCGAGCAGCUGCCCAUGCUGGGUGACACCGAUCGGCUUUGUAUGGACAGGAACAGCAGUGAGACUACGACUCUAUCACCUCCUUUCCCCAAACCCACUCCCAAGGGAACACCACGACAUAGAGCCACUGCAAAAUCCGCUCCGCCGCAGAAGUGUGACCGUGAUUGCCGUUGUCGCGACCCCCUGGUGCCCAUCAAAAAAGAAGUUCAUCCUCUCCAUAACCGUGUGUAUACUGGCUCUUUACCCAACUGUGCUUUGCCCUGCCACCAACCUUACUUUUCCCCUGACGAGCGUACCUUCACAACCUUCUGGAUCGGACUGUGGUCGGUGCUGUGCUUUGUCUCGACUUUCACCACCGUGGCCACUUUCCUCAUUGACAUGGAGCGUUUCAAAUACCCAGAGCGGCCGAUUAUCUUCCUUGCUGCUUGUUAUCUGUUCGUGUCGCUGGGGUACAUCGUGCGACUUCUCGCGGGCCAUGAGCGAGUAGCUUGCGAGGGCUCUGGCGACCAACAGCACAUCCUCUAUGACACCACGGGUCCGGCCCUUUGCACGCUGGUUUUCCUGCUCAUAUACUUCUUUGGAAUGGCCAGCUCCAUCUGGUGGGUGGUGCUUUCCUUCACCUGGUUCCUGGCGGCAGGGAUGAAAUGGGGGAACGAGGCCAUCGCGGGAUACUCUCAGUACUUCCACCUUGCUGCUUGGCUCGUUCCUAGCGUCAAGUCCAUCGCUGUCUUAGCUUUGAGUUCGGUGGAUGGGGACCCUGUGGCUGGGAUCUGUUACGUCGGCAACCAGAGCUUGGAGAGCCUCCGUGGCUUCGUAUUGGCGCCUCUGGUCGUCUACCUCUUCACCGGCUCCCUCUUCCUGCUUGCUGGCUUUGUUUCCCUCUUCCGGAUCCGUAGUGUCAUUAAACAGGGCGGCACCAAGACAGACAAGCUAGAGAAGUUAAUGAUCCGGAUUGGGCUCUUCACCGUCCUGUACACGGUGCCCGCAACUAUUGUGGUAGCAUGCUUGGUGUACGAGCAACAUUACAGGCCAGGUUGGGAGCGGGCACUGGCCUGUUCUUGCCCGUCAGAGCGCCAGCGGCUCGGCAUGGGCCCGGAUUAUGCCGUCUUCAUGUUGAAGUACUUCAUGUGUCUUGUAGUAGGCAUUACCUCAGGAGUUUGGAUCUGGUCAGGGAAGACUCUGGAGUCUUGGAGGCGCUUUGUGGCACGGUACAUGCCCUGUAGGACCCGGAAGCCACCUGUAUCAGGGUCGUCCAUGUACAGCGAGGCCAGUACCGCUCUCACAGCCCGAGCUGGAACGGCACCCACUGGGACCUAUCACAAAUCAGCACCCUCAUCACAUGUCUGAACAU
Molecule: messenger RNA, 2474 nt
Organism: Rhinichthys klamathensis goyatoka
Lineage: Eukaryota; Metazoa; Chordata; Actinopteri; Cypriniformes; Leuciscidae
Gene: fzd5
Product: frizzled class receptor 5
Exons: 2
Coding region: 692-2470 (592 amino acids)
Biological process (GO): non-canonical Wnt signaling pathway; canonical Wnt signaling pathway
Cellular component (GO): plasma membrane
Molecular function (GO): Wnt receptor activity; Wnt-protein binding
Source: RefSeq, a predicted model, not a curated record